AAUCACAAGGUCUCAUUUUUAUUAUCAGGAAGAUCUAUUAACUAUUAUCCCGCUUUCAAGCGUUAGCUGAGCGGCUGAGCAAAACCCUGCGGCUAUGGCGGAGGUCCCCGAGGGCGACGUCAAGCCGGUUAUCGUUAGGGUUAAGAGGAAGGCAACGCAGUCUCGCUUGGAUGCCUUGUGGCUUGAAAUCAACGAGAGGCCAUUCAAACGCCCAUUAAUCGACUUUGAGAAGCUAUCCGUUUCCGAUUCUUCUUCUAGCAAAGUUGAGGGACUGAAGACCAAAAAGGUUCUUGUACAACAUGUUGAGACCAUAACUAGCUCAGAAGUCACUGCCGAUCUGGUGCGGUCUUUUGUGCAUGACUCUGCCAGUUCUUUGAUUAAAAAAGAGAAACUUGAGGAAAGAAGGCACACAUUUAAGGCUUGCAAUCGUGUGCAAAGGCAAGGUCACCUUCUUUCAAAAGCUAAACAAACACAAGAGGAUUUGUCCAAAAAUGCUCGUUUUGAGCAAAUAUGGAAAAGCAGGCGCGAAAAGAACGAUGAUGUGCACAAUGAAGCACUGAAUGAAAUUUGCCGACUGUAUAAUGUUGUUCGUGUUGAUACGGAUGAAAGUAGACAUGAAAUCCCAGUGAGAGAUGAGGAGUUGGAGGAUCACAAGAUGAUGUCUCAGUAUUUACCGCUUUUAAGAGAGUUCAUGCCGAGUGCUGCAGAGGAGAUUGAGUCUGAUGUGCAUGAGUAUAUCUCCAAAAGAGCAUCUUCAGAUGGUUAUGUGUAUGACUUCUAUGCUAUUAAGAAUGAUGCUGAGACUGCGGAAGAAGAAACCAGCAGCCACUUCCCUUUGGUUCAAGUUGAUGAUGAGGAUGACGAGUUUUAUGACGGUCCUGAUGACGAAGACUACGAAACAGAUGACUCCAAUGAUGAAAACAACCCUCGAAAUGAUUACCCAGAGGAAGCGUCGUCCUCUGAUGAUGAGGACGAAGGCAAGUCUCAAUCCUCAAAGGACGACCAGUCCGAAGCCGAGAGCGAAUCUUCAUCUAAUGAAAGCAGAUGUGAUGCAUCUCAUGAUGGAGAGGCUUUGGAUGGACGCGACAUCGAUCCAUAUCUUGAAGAUGAUGUUUAUAGCGUUGAUGAUGGGGAGCUGUAUGACGAUGAAGACGCCGAUUACCAAGAAUACAUGGAGGAGAUUUAUGAAUGAGGCUUGUUCCUGGUAAGUAGUGUCUAUAAUAGUUGUACCUCUGCCUUAAGUGUCUUUUACUCCAUUAUCAUUAUGUACGAGGUUGAUUUGUGUGUGCUCUGACUUCCUUCUCCCUUCAUUUGUGCAUUAACGGUUAAUUGUCUUACCUAAAGAUUUGAUUAAUUCAUAGUCAACUAAUCACUAGUGUAAACGUAUCAAAAUAUCUCCCAAUAUUUGUUCCUCUUAAUAAGAGGCUCUUAUCCCC
Cuscuta campestris is the source of this 1436-nucleotide messenger RNA. NCBI's taxonomy places the organism in Eukaryota, Viridiplantae, Streptophyta, Magnoliopsida, Solanales, Convolvulaceae. The record is from the annotation of a GenBank genome assembly.